AUGAUAACUCGCUUUUACUUCCGUCUUUCAUAUCCUUCGAUUCCUCUGCAUCUUCUCCGGUUUGAAAAUACUUUUCUGCUGCGUUGGUUUGUUAAACUUCUUACUGAAUAUGGCGAAAAAACUGCAAACAAGAUGGAAUUCUUUGAGGGGCUUAUGAACGCCUUUAAAGAACAAAGGCAAGUCGAUAUAUGGCUCAAGUCAGGAGACCAAACCGAUGCAAUCCCCGCCCACAAACUUAUUUUGGCGGCAAGAUCGAAGGUGUUUAGGAACAUAUUGAUAGAUGAUUGCAAAGGUUUGUCGAUGUCGAAGGAGACAGUCACUCUUUCAGAGAUGACACAUGAUGAGCUAAAGACGUUUCUUGAGUUCUUGUACAACGGUUUGCUUCCUGAUACAAAACUGGCGCAGCACGUCCAUAAACUCUACCUAGCUGCAGAUAAAUAUGAGAUUCCAUACCUCCAAGAUCUCUGCAGAGAUGAGCUCAUCACCUCCAUGAACUCAUCAAAUGUAUUUGAUAACCUCGAGCUUGCAAAGAUUUACUCGGACAAGAUCCUAGAAGAUGCCGUCUCUGAGUUUAUCGCUUCAAACAUGGAAGAGAUUGCGUCCUCGAGUAAGUUCAUGUCGUUUGUGGAGAAUAAUCCGGCUCUUACUGUUCAAUCGAUAAGGGGUCAUGUGAAGAAACUCGAGAAUGGUUACCCCCCAAAGGCACGUAGAAAAAUAUAUUAA
This is a messenger RNA of Thlaspi arvense, 723 nucleotides long. NCBI's taxonomy places the organism in Eukaryota, Viridiplantae, Streptophyta, Magnoliopsida, Brassicales, Brassicaceae. The record is from the annotation of a GenBank genome assembly.